Molecule: messenger RNA, 252 nt
Organism: Acanthamoeba castellanii str. Neff
Lineage: Eukaryota; Discosea; Longamoebia; Acanthamoebidae
Product: cleavage stimulation factor 64kDa subunit
Exons: 3
Cellular component (GO): mRNA cleavage and polyadenylation specificity factor complex
Molecular function (GO): mRNA binding
Source: RefSeq, a predicted model, not a curated record
AUGAAUAGAGGCGGAGGUGGCGGCAGUUCCCAGCGAUGCGUCUUUGUGGGCAAUAUUCCGUACGAUGCGACGGAGGAGCAGCUCACAGAGAUCUUUUCUAGCGUGGGGCCUGUCACCUGCUUCCGGUUGGUGUUCGACCGAGAGACGGGCAAGCCCAAGGGCUUCGGCUUUUGCGAGUACAGGGACACGGAGACGGCCAUGAGUGCCAUGCGCAACCUCAACGGCUACGACAUCAACGGCCGCGCGCUGCGA